Molecule: messenger RNA, 303 nt
Organism: Striga asiatica
Lineage: Eukaryota; Viridiplantae; Streptophyta; Magnoliopsida; Lamiales; Orobanchaceae
Source: the annotation of a GenBank genome assembly
AUGGCACCGAGAUUUAUGGAAAUCGCUGAGAUAGAGCUUCUCAUCGGCGGGGAUAAUGAGAAAGAAGCCGAGAUUAAGGGAGGGAGCGGGACUGUUAAUUGGGCUGAGAUAACAUCUUAUGACUCAAAUUGUGCGAGGGGGUUUGAGGUGGAGGAAAAGAAAAUAUGCGAAUACAAGAGCGAGAGGUUUUGGGGCGUGUGCCUUAGUGACAUAAAGUGUGCUGACGUGUGCAAAGAUGAGAGCUUCGAAAGCGGCGACUGCCAGGGCCUCCGCCGCCGUUGCAUGUGCUACAACCAUUGCUGA